AUGGAGGAGGACUCGUUUGAGGACCUGGUGAGGGAUGUGUGGUCUAGGGAGGUCAGGGGAGGUCCCAUUGGAAGACUCGCACAAAAGCUUAAAGCAGUGAAGGGAGCUCUUAAGGGGUGGGCAAUGAAGGUUUUUCCAAAUAUUGAAGUGGCCCUAAAGGAAGCUUCAGAAGGGAUGGAGGAAGUUCAGAGUGUCAUUGAUCAGAUGGGGAUGUCUGAUGAUCUAUAUGCAAGGGAAGCAGAGGCUAAAACCAGGCUGUUGAAAGUGGUGGAUAUGUAUGAAAAGCUUUGGGCUAAGAAGGCUCGCUGUAGUUUGGGGGUUGACCCUGAUAGCUCGCCUGGCCCUGAUGGGUUUCCUGGAGCGUUUUUCAAGCAGUGUUGGGAGAUAGUGGGUGAAGAUUUCUGUCCAGCAGUGAUGGCAUUCUUCAAUGAUGGGAAGCUUCUGAAUGGGAUAAAUAAUAGCUUUGUGACAUUAAUUCCAAAGGUGGAGGGGGCUGGUUCCUUGGAUAAGUUUUCGCCUAUUUGUAUGGCUAACUUCUUCUGCAAGGUCCUAUCAAAGAUUAUGGUAGAGAGGUUGGCUUGUCUUCUUCCUCGCUUGGUGUCAGAUGAGCAAGGGGCAUUUCAGAAGAAUUUCGGUUCUGUUGAAUGGUGGUCUAGUUGGGUUCUUUGGUGUGGAGCUUGGAUUGUGUCAAGGGGACCCAAUCUCCCCAAUGCUUUUUAUUCUUGCAGCGGAGGUGCUGUGCAGGGGCCUGAAUGGUCUAUUGAAGGAGGGAAAACUAAAGCACUCCCUGGUCCGAGAGGGGUGAGUGUUCCUAGUCAUUUGCUAUUCGCAGAUGACAUAUUUAUCUUCAUGAACACUAUAGCAAAACAUGUUCACUGUUUAAGAUAUUUUCUUCUCAAAUACCAAGAGUUUUCCAGUCAAAUUUUUAACUUGGAAAAAAGUAAGAUAUUACGUUUUAACUUGGAAAAAAGUAAGAUAUUCUUUGGUAAAGUUUCUCCUCACCGAAAGGGAUUUAUUGUUGAUUUGCUGAACAUUCCCAUUUGUUCUCUACCAACAAGGUAUCUUGGGGUAGAGAUCUUCAAAGGCAUUGUUAAGAAGGAUAGGAUACUAUGCCUGAUGGACAAGAUUAAAGCUCGUUUGCAGGGAUGGAGGGGCAAACUGCUAUCAAUGGCAGGUCGGGUAGAGUUGAUUCGGUCUGUGAUCUCAGGCAUGCCAAUUCAUAACUUUUCAGUUUAUUGGUGGCAUGAAUCUGUGAUCAAUACAGUGGAGCGAUGGAUGAGGAACUUCCUGUGGUUAGGGGAUAUUGACACGGUGAAGAAAAUCUCUGUGAAAUGGGAAGAAGUAUGCAAGCCUAAGGCAAGGUUUGUGAACGAAGGAGGAAAUCUCAAGAAGGGGUAUAAAUCUUCCUCUAUGUUAAAAGGUAUUGCCAAGAUGUGGCACUUUGUCUCUGAAGCUGAGAGUUUGAUGGUGGGAAAUGGUGAAGAUAUAUAUUUUUGGCAUGACCGAUGGUUAGAUCUGCUGUCAAUUGCAGAGCUCUCUCCUCUCCCUCGAUCUCUUUUCCAUAACACAAGUAAAGUGGCAGAUUUCAUUUGGGAGGGGAUAGAUGUUGCUGGUGUCAUUCCUCUUUAG
Macadamia integrifolia is the source of this 1629-nucleotide messenger RNA. RefSeq lists its product as uncharacterized. NCBI's taxonomy places the organism in Eukaryota, Viridiplantae, Streptophyta, Magnoliopsida, Proteales, Proteaceae. The record is from RefSeq and is a predicted model, not a curated record. The transcript has 5 exons. The coding region runs from base 1 to 1629 and encodes 542 amino acids.